Messenger RNA from Gossypium raimondii (Peruvian cotton), 1916 nucleotides. RefSeq names its product monofunctional riboflavin biosynthesis protein RIBA 3, chloroplastic. Lineage: Eukaryota; Viridiplantae; Streptophyta; Magnoliopsida; Malvales; Malvaceae. The record is from RefSeq and is a predicted model, not a curated record. Gene Ontology annotation, biological process: riboflavin biosynthetic process. Bases 136 to 1812 code for a protein of 558 amino acids. The transcript has 6 exons. Gene Ontology annotation, molecular function: 3,4-dihydroxy-2-butanone-4-phosphate synthase activity; GTP cyclohydrolase II activity. Gene Ontology annotation, cellular component: cytosol.
ACAAACUGAAAUGCCAUCCACAACUACAGCUACCCCUUCUAUUCUUUCCAUACAAAACACCAAUAAAGCUAGUAGAACAGAUCCCGCCAUCUCAAUUAUAUAUAUAUUUCUUUCUUUUCCUCCGACUUUCAUUCCAUGGAUUGUGCUUUAUCUCCUCAGAUCUUCAUAAACACAAGAUUUCCUAGGUGUUUGGCCAUCAGACAAGGAGUUGAAAUCAGGCUAUACAGAAAAAGAUGGUUGAAUUCUAGUUGCUGUGCUGUGGGGGUGUCUGAGAUUGGUGCUGGCAACCUGUUUGAUGAUGGGUCCUUGAAAGGGUCUGAAAAUGGGUCAUUGUUGGGUGCACUUGGUGACUCAGUUUCACCACCAUUUGGAACAGUGGAUGCUGAAAUUACCCCAGAAACCGUUGAUUUCUUUGUUAGUGAUGCAGAAGGUGAUCCUGACUGCCCUUCUAAAGGAUUCUCUUCCAUUGACCAAGCAUUGAAUACAAUACGCCAAGGAAAGUUUGUGAUUGUUGUAGAUGAUGAAAAUGAGGAUUUUGAAGGAACCCUUAUCAUGGCAGCUUCUCAUGCAACUCCUGAGAUGAUGGCUUUCAUGGUAAAGCAUGGCUCAGGCAUUGUUUCCGUAGGUAUGAAAGAGGAGGACCUUGAAAGGCUUAAGCUUCCAUUAAUGUCACCAGAAAGUGAAGACAAAGAUUCUUCUGCCCCAACUUUCACAAUCACAGUGGAUGCAAAAACCGGUACAUCAACCGGAGUUUCGGCAUUGGAUAGGGCAAAGACUGUUCUUGCACUGUCUUCCCCGGAGUCGAAGCCUGAUGACUUUAGAAGACCAGGUCAUAUAUUUCCUCUCAAGUAUAGGAAUGGUGGGGUUUUAAGAAGAGCUGGUCAUACUGAGGCUUCGGUCGAUUUGGUCAUCCUCACCGGUUUAAGGCCUGUUUCAGUUCUUUCAACUGUUGUGGAUCCAGAGGACUGUUCUAUAGCAUCUUUGCCAUUUAUAAGAAAGUUGGCUUUGGAGCAUAGCAUACCAGUUAUUUCCAUAACUGAUCUCAUUAGGUACCGGAGAAAGCGGGAAAAUCUCGUUGAAAGAACAGCUAUUUCACGUCUGCCAACGAAAUGGGGUCUAUUUCAAGCAUACUGCUACCGUUCGAAGCUAGAUGGAACAGAACAUAUAGCAAUUGUUAAGGGUGACAUAGGGAAUGGACAAGAUGUUCUUGUAAGAGUUCACUCAGAAUGUUUAACCGGAGAUAUAUUUGGAUCGGCAAGAUGCGACUGUGGCAACCAAUUGGAUUUGGCAAUGCAGUUAAUCGAGCAAGCCGGUCGAGGAGUUGUGGUUUACCUUCGAGGUCAUGAAGGGCGAGGGAUCGGACUCGGUCACAAGCUGAGAGCCUAUAAUUUGCAAGAUCAGGGCCAUGACACAGUUCAAGCCAACAUUGAACUUGGUUUAGCUGUUGAUGCUCGUGAAUAUGGUAUUGGUGCCCAGGUUAGUCUCCAUACAUCAAUUUUAAACAUGUUUUCUGCAUCAUUUCGUUAUCGUUUCAAUGAACUGCAGAUUUUGAGAGACGUAGGGGUUCAAACCAUGAGGUUGAUGACUAAUAACCCAGCCAAGUUCACAGGCCUGAAGGGUUAUGGGUUGGCUGUGAUUGGAAGAGUGCCUGUUUUGACACCCGUUACAGAGGAAAAUAAGAGGUACUUGGAAACAAAACGUACCAAGAUGGGUCAUAUUUAUGGCUCUGAUCUCCAAGGACCAUUGGCUCCUUUUAUUAAACCAUCUGUAAACAAGAAAGAAUCAUCUGAUGGGGAGCCAAACCCUGAAUAAUAUAUACAUAUUCAUCUUGGCUUCUGCUUUAGAAGCAAACGUGAUUCACUUCAUAUAGACACAAAAUUUUCAAAGCCAAUGGAUACAACAUUCUUUUAUAUAUA